ACGCACCUCACAAUGACGCAUCCACCCAUCAGCUGUUUUUGUUUUGCUGUGUGAAUACUGGAAGUUAAUAACAUAAUAACAACACUGUCUGUCGACUGACUGAAGCGAAACGGCUCGUGAAGGAGGUGAAAUCGUUUCUAUUUGACCCUGGUCAGAUUUUGGGACAGUGCACGCGCUGUGUGAUGUGUGCCAUCUGAGCCAGCCUGCCCGGACAUUCCUCUCCCCGAAGAGUGCGAGCGUGGCGCUUGGAGUCGGGGGGCAGAGGAGGGGAAGCGGGUUCCGGCGGGGAUCGACCCGAGCCCAAGGCCUCCGACCUCGGCCAGCGAGAGGAGAGGGAAUUCGGCGGCUCGGAUGGAGUCCCAGGAGUCCCAGGACGUGCCGGACGGCCCCGCCGUGCACCGAGCCUUCAUCUGUGCCUCGUUUAACCAGGACACCACUUCUCUGUCAGUGGGCACCAAGACCGGCUACCGGCUCUUCUCAGUCACUGCUGUGGACAAACUGGACUGCAUCCAUGAGGGAGUAGAGUGUCCAGACGUGUAUAUAGUGGAGAGACUGUUCUCCAGUAGCCUGGUGGUGGUGGUCAGUCUGUCCAUGCCACGGCGAAUGAACGUCUACCAUUUCAAGAAAGGCACCGAGAUCUGUAACUACAGCUACUCCAACAACAUCCUCUCCGUCAGGCUCAACAGACAGCGGCUGGUGGUGUGCCUGGAGGAGUCGAUCUACAUCCACAAUAUCAAAGACAUGAAGCUACUUAAGACCCUGCUCAACACACCCAUCAACCUCACAGGUCUCUGCGCUCUUUCCGUCAACCACAGUAACUCAUACCUGGCGUACCCGGGCAGUGCCACCAUUGGAGAGAUCACUGUCUACGAUGCCAACAACCUGAGCACCUUGACGUUGAUCCAAGCCCAUGACAGCCCCCUGGCGGCCCUCACCUUCAAUGCCUCUGGAUCCAAACUGGCCAGCGCUUCAGAGAAGGGCACCGUCAUCAGAGUCUUCAGUGUUCCCGAAGGACAGAGACUGUUUGAAUUCCGCCGAGGGAUGAAGAGAUAUGUUAGCAUCAGUUCAUUGUCCUUCAGCGCGGAUGCCCAGUUCCUGUGUGCCUCCAGCAACACUGAGACGGUUCAUAUCUUUAAACUGGAGCAGCACAGCCCUAGUCAAGACGAAGAGUCUCCCACAUGGUCUGCAUAUGUGGGCAAAAUGUUCACAGCAGCCAGCACCUACCUGCCCGCUCAGGUGUCCGACAUGAUGCAUCAGGACAGGGCCUUCGCCACGGUUCGGCUCAACAUGUUCGGCCUGAAGAACAUCUGCGCCCUGGCUACGAUUCAGAAGCUCCCUCGCCUGCUGGUGGCGUCCUCAGACGGGUUUCUCUACAUUUAUAAUGUGGAUCCACAGGAUGGAGGCGAGUGUGUCCUGGUCCAGAAACACAGGCUGUUUGACUCCAGCGAGGAGCAGGUGGAAGAAAAGGAAGAGGAGAAUCAAGAGGAUGUUUCUCCCCAACCAGCCAGCCAAUCGUACGCUGCCACAGUGGCUCUCCCUUCAACCCCACCCUCCUCUACCACUCUCAUGGGUUACUCUGAGGAUGGUGGAGCCCAGAAGGGUGAGGUCAUCCCAGAACACGAGUUCGCUGAGGGCCCUGUCUGCCUGGACGACGAGAACGAGUUCCCUCCAGUCGGCAACCAGAGUAACUGACCAAACCCUCCCUUCCCGUGAAACAACCGUCCCUGCGUAACACUCAGACUGGUUCAAGCAGGGAAGGUGGACAAAAAUACUCGUGUUGAAACAUUGUGUCAACCCCCCCCCUCCCACGUGUACCCCUGCUGGCCUAGGGUCAAAUCUUACCAGAAUGUUACUUCCUGGUGUUCCUGUAUUCUGCGUUCCUCUCACUUUUUGUAAGGAAUAAAGAUUAAAAAAAACAGAAAAAAAAGAGUGGACGGUCCACUCAUUUAAAAACAUUCACAACAUGUUAGACACACUCAAAGACUGUCUGAGAGUCCCACUGUUAAAGAUCCCCUCCACUCAAAAAUGUGUUUUCGUCUGUUUAUGUCCCCUAAAAUGUCUGACCUUGACGAUACUGACUUGAAUCUGUGCAGUUUGUUACUAGAGAGGUGUUUUCACAUUCCUCUACUGAAGGGGGCGAUAUCUGUGCACUUCCCUAAAAUUCAAACAUACACAAGCCAGCUUAGGUACGUCACUAAUACAAAAGCCAAUCUCUGACUAAUACAGCAAACACAUAUCGACGAGGGGAUGAGACAGCGGCAAAGAAAGAGCGAACUUAUUACAUGUAAAAUAAAAUCUCAGCCAGACGGAAUAUAUCUUAAUGCAAACUUUGAUGAGACCUCUUAUGUAUAAUUACAUAAUAACAAUGUGAACACACUGUUAACAUUGUAACAGAUUUUAUUGUAUGUUUCGCAACCACUAACGCUGUGUCAGCCACUGCCAGUUAGCCUACAAGCUAACAAACAACAUGAACCAAUAAAAGAUGCUAACUACACUUACCAUUCUGAGACAUCUGCUAGUUGUAGAUUUUGGUGCACAACAGACUCCUCGUCUGAGUCUGGAUAUGACUGAGACUUAAACACGUAUGGCUGAAUCUCUCUGAUGUUUUAUUUAACCCUAACGGUAGCCAUCUUGAUGCUUUUGAUGCUCUGUCAUUGGUCAAUUUAGCACAAGCAGCAAUCUUGGACCCCAUCAGCUAUCGCUUGAUGAUGGUAAAGUCUCUGCUGUAACGGGUUCAUGGGAGAAGUUAUACAUCUAUUUAUUUUAACCCAAACAACGAUUUCUUUCCCUAACCUUAACCAAGAAAUCCGUCCCUGACAAAAAGCCCUAAAGACAAGUGUCUCGCAACAGCUUGUAAUGGCCAAUAUUUCGGGAGAUACGGUGUAGCUAGCGGAUAUCCAGGCCAAGCGCUCCUUACGGUUCAAUUAGCAACUUGAGACAGGUCCAGACAACAUUUCAGCUAAUCUUUGUAAGCAGAUAUCUGUAUAUAAAUGCAGGUAAAGUAGGAAAAAGCUAGCUGGUGGGAUCCAAUACAAAAAUCUUGUACCAUUGCCCACAGAUUCUUCAUACAUAUGCAGAUAUCCAGGGUGCGUUCAGCCCCAAAAACAGCUUAUUUCGAUGGAAACAGUGGUGCGUUGAACACCCUGUUGUGUACGAUGGGUUAUGCAAAUGCACUGCCUUUUUAAUACAGCAGGGUUUAUAUACAUGUCGCUGCUGAUUGGGUAACUUCUCAGAAAAAAACGUACCUUAAGGCCUGUGGCACAACAUUCAACCUGAAAACCAUUGCAAACUGAACGUGCUCCUGUUUAUACAGAUUGGAGAAGGAGCAGAUGUGCCUCCAUCACCAUUUCUGUUUUUUCCCUCCUCUUUUUAUGUGGAAAAAACAUGUUAAACGAAAUAUUAAUCAUAGUGUAAUUUUUUAAACAUACUUUAAAACGUGUCUGGAAGGGGGCUUUAACUCUCAUAAUACGCCAUUAUCAACAGUGUUAAACGUCUUUUUAAAACCAUGAAACUCUGACAACACAAUGAUGUUAUUGUUGCACAAUAUCAUGGUAGCAAUCAGAUGAACAUAUGAUUGAUCUGGCAGCGUAUUGGUGAGCAGACUUGAAUAUGCCAAGGUAGUAGAGGAGACGAGAAGCGGACCUGGCCUGCAGCUGAUGUAGAAUAACCAGGGGCCAGAUUCACAAAAAUGCCCUUGAGAUGUCACCUGAAAGGUAAUUUUAACAGCUUCUAAACAAGCCAAGCUCAAUCAGACAAUAAUAUAAAUUUAAUAUAAAAUUAAUCAUCUCUUUUAAGAUCGAAGAAAAUGUAUCAUAAGGGCAUUUCUGUCAGUCAGGCCUCAGGAAUCUGGGAGCUAAUCAAUGGGCAUUAAAUGUGUCACACCUCAGUAAAGACGAGCAGGAGUUCACUCAAGAAGGAAUAGAUGUUGUAAGCGCGAUACACUAUUUAAAUCAUGAUACAUGCAGUGAGUAUUAUAUGACUUGCAGAUGCAGCUGUCAUACUAAUUAUGGUAGGGAUAGACGAGACUAAACACCUGCGGAAGUCACAAAUGUAACCUGAUAAUACAUGUGGAGGAGUCGGCUCUGUGGAGGAGGAACAGUAAACAGCUAACUGUGAACAAGCUUUUAUGGUGAAGCUGUGUACAACAACGUUACUGGUCAUUGAAUUUCAGUGAUAUCCUGAAGACCUUUUUAUUUACUACGUGAUGCUGAGUUCAUGUUAACAUGCAAGUCAUAGUCAUUUUUACUUUGAUGUAUUAAUUAUUCUUUUGCAAAAAAAUGUUUUAAGUAUUACACAUCAACGCAUAGACUUACCGUGCGUAAAUAUAUAUUGAGGAUUUUUACUGUGUGUAUAAUGUAUAUAUAUAUAACAUUUAUAUAUAGUACUGUUGUAAUAAGUAACAUGGUAAUACCAUUUGAUUUGCCAAAAGAUGGCACUGUUAGGACACCCUUACGCUGCAUUGAGUUGUUCAGUACUGGACAUUUACACCAGAGACUCAUUAAAGCUGAGAAGUGAUUCAAACUCUG
This is a messenger RNA of Epinephelus moara (kelp grouper), 4526 nucleotides long. RefSeq names its product WD repeat domain phosphoinositide-interacting protein 1-like. Gene Ontology annotation, molecular function: protein binding; phosphatidylinositol-3-phosphate binding; phosphatidylinositol-3,5-bisphosphate binding. Gene Ontology annotation, biological process: protein lipidation; nucleophagy; protein localization to phagophore assembly site. The record is from RefSeq and is a predicted model, not a curated record. Gene Ontology annotation, cellular component: cytosol; extrinsic component of membrane; phagophore assembly site membrane. Lineage: Eukaryota; Metazoa; Chordata; Actinopteri; Perciformes; Serranidae. The transcript is spliced from 12 exons. Bases 352 to 1692 code for a protein of 446 amino acids.